UGCAACUUGGAAGCAAGCCCUCUUCCGUUGCUGAAACAGUAGCGCUACGGCAUAUCCUCCUUUACCUUGGCGAGAAACGAAGGCGGCAACGGCAGGCACUGCAAGCCAGUGGCGGAGAGAAGGAAACGCAAUGACUCUUCCGACGAUGGCGACGAUUCCAACCUCAUCUUUCUUAUUGCCCUCUCUAGUGCAAUCGGAUUCUAGUCGGAACUAUUGCAAGUUCCGGCGCUCCCCUUAUAUGUUCAGUAGCUUCCACGUCAGAGCUUCGCUUUCCGCUCCAGAUUUUCCUCUGGCAAGCCGAAUUGUAGUCAAAAAUUUACCUUAUCUAACCAGCGAAAGUAGUUUGCGAGAGGAGUUCUCAAGCUUUGGUGAAGUGGCUGAAGUUAAGGUUCUGAAGUUUGAAGAAGGGGAAAGGCGUAAAGCUCAUGCAUUCAUCCAAUACACUUGUCUAGACGAUGCCUUCCUUGCCUUGGAGAACAUGGAUCGCAAGGUGUUUGACGGAAGGAUGAUAUAUGUGGAGGUUGCCAAACCCGGUAAGCGUAGUUUUGGAGAAUACCCAACAGCUUCUGGACCUCCAAAAGGCUCUCCUGCUGCAUCUUCAAAUGAUCAAGAUGAUUGCUGGUACUGAUUCCCCCACGGCCAACGAUUGUGCCGCCAGUAAGGAAUGUAACUUGGGAGGAAAAAGCGAGCUGCUAGUAAGUGUGAAAUUGUUGUGCAUCUAGCCGCAUUAAAGAACUGUGUCGCUAAUGCCAUCAGUUUAGAAUUGUGAAGUUUUCUUCUCGUUGCUCCUUUUUUGUGGUAUGUUAAUUUACAACCAGUUCUCGAUGAAUUGGCUGGUGGAUAUGUCCCUGGUCUUUCCUUUACUAAGUGUAUGCCUGAAGGUGUUAAGCCUUCAAACUUUGCAAUGCUAAUAUACAACCAGUUCUCGAUGAAUAGAGAAAUAUUAAGAGUUCCUUGUUUGUGUAUGACAGUAGUCACUAGCUG
Messenger RNA from Linum tenue, 984 nucleotides. NCBI's taxonomy places the organism in Eukaryota, Viridiplantae, Streptophyta, Magnoliopsida, Malpighiales, Linaceae. The record is from the annotation of a GenBank genome assembly.